Messenger RNA from Ustilago hordei, 3360 nucleotides. RefSeq lists its product as uncharacterized. The record is from RefSeq and is a predicted model, not a curated record. Gene Ontology annotation, biological process: cell differentiation; regulation of transcription by RNA polymerase II. The coding region runs from base 1 to 3360 and encodes 1119 amino acids. Gene Ontology annotation, molecular function: RNA polymerase II cis-regulatory region sequence-specific DNA binding; DNA-binding transcription factor activity, RNA polymerase II-specific. The transcript is spliced from 2 exons. Lineage: Eukaryota; Fungi; Basidiomycota; Ustilaginomycetes; Ustilaginales; Ustilaginaceae.
AUGACUGGUGAGGAAAAGUGUACACCUCCUUCGCUUCACGCUGCUGCCUCUAGCUCUCAUCGUCUGGACAUGAGCUCGCAGCAUCGCCGCUCUUCCCAGUCUGAUGGUCGCGAUGCAGUCCCUCUUGAAACGCCACCGCAGCAGCAUCUUCACCCCAGAAGUAGUCCUGCCGCCGCGUCCGUAGACAGCUUCUCCUCCUACAUCAACAAAGACGCAGCCUUGUUUCAGAAUCGCUCCAGCUCGCCACGUGCCGAAGAUCGCAGCGAUCCAGCCUCUCAUGCUGCAAGUCCGCGUCACAUCGUCACCACCCCUCUCGUCUCGCGCGACGCUUUCAGACAUCAGCACUGGACAGAUCACGAUCACCACCUUCCGCCACGACCAUCCCACGGUCUUAUAUCCAUUGAGCAUCUCCACAGCACCAACACCACCACCCAGCUACCGCCUCCCUCGCACGCCAGUUACGCUCCCCCCAACAAUGACCGUGAACAGGUAGAAGUCAGUCAAAGCAACAAGCUCCAAGCUCAGCCUAUCACUGCAUCGCAAAGUCCCGCCAUCGACGUCAAUCGUCUGUCAGUCUCCAACCUGGCGCAGAAGAACCAGGAGGAUGAUGCAGUAGACCCUUCCUACCGUAAUGCGCAGAUGCGAGCGGCAGCUUCGAUGAUCGGCGACGACUCUUUCGAGAGCACCGCUAGUGUCCUCGGUGAAGACGCAAAGAAUGAGAUCCGUAGAAGAAGGCGCACGCGUCCUGAUGAAGCCAACCUGCUAGCUGAGGUCUAUGCAAAGAACCCUUUCCCCGAUCAUGAGGCUCGUCUUUUCCUUGCCAAUCGCGUUGGCAUGUCUGUCAGAGCUGUAUCGGUGUGGUUCCAGAACAGAAGACAAGCCGAGAAGAAGAGGUCGAAUCGCUAUGGCGGCUCGGGCAUCGCUCCUGGCGCCACACCAGCUCCCCAAGAGUCUCCGGCACGACCAUCUGCUGCUGCAUUUGCACCCGCACCCGCACCCGCACCCGCACCCGCACCCGCACCUGUACCUGCACCUGUACCUGCACCUGUGCAGCGCAAACCCUUGGGUAAUGCUAGUGCUAACGCGGCCGCUCCUACCAAAACCUUCGACCCAUCAGUGUUGAAAGACUUGAGCCAGAACAACAAGGAAAACAUUCCACCCUGGCUCCUGGCUGGCCGCGAGACCACCGAGGCUUCUCCGCUCAAACGCUCAUUCGAGAAGAUCAAGCGCGACGUUCCCCUUGCUGCUAGUUUGACCAAGCAACAAGAAGCUAUCGCUCGCGAUCUGCGUCAGGCAGUCGGGCCCGAAGGUGUUGGUAUCACUGCUCAUCGCGUCGAGGUCGACACUGUCCCUCUUCCUAUCCAGGCGGCUGCUUCCAGCUCCAAGUCGUCAGCAUUGUCGCGUCAUAGUUCAGUCCCCCGCCUGUCCCUAGACGAUGUGCUCAGUGGACGCAGCAACAUGCUCCGCCGUUCUGCUACUGAUCACAACGCUCCUCUGGCCAAGCCCGCUUCAAGCGAAAUUGAGCAAGAGCAGCUCGAUACCAUCUUGCCUCCACCCAAGCUUCUCUCUCGUGCCUCUAGCUCAUCGAGCCUUAGCCUCUUGACCACAUCUGGUGGUCGAGCUAGCCUUGGCAACUUUGAACUGCGCAAAGAAGCCUCGCCCGCCCCACAGCCCAAACAAGGUACCGCUUCGGCCUCCUUGACUUCCAGUCUCCCUCCCAAGCUCACUGUUGCACUUCAGCGCCAGGGCAUCAUCGGCAUGCAACCCACCAAAGACACUCUCAGCGUUGUCCGAGGCAAAGGUCUGCUCCAGAUGAUGCCCAGCAGCAGUGCAUCCAGCAGCGAUGCUGACUAUCCACCACACAACGCCCGCCAAGACAGCGAAGAAGAUGAGGAACGCACAUUAAAACUUAUCGCUCAGCGACGUGCUGCUAAAGCACAAGCAUCCGCUCUUGCCAAAGCUCAGGCUGCGCGCGAGAAGGCAGCUGCAUCAUCUGUGGAUACCCGGGUGAUUGUCCCCAUGGACCCUGGAUGCGCUGAUGCCAGACAAGCCAUCCAAACGCAAGCUGGAUCCUGCAACUCUUCUCUUAUUGCUCAUGGCUCCCUGGGUAGCAUCUCCAAGAAGAGCGGUGCGACGGUAGUUGGUUUGCCUUCAGCCAGACAACUCAGCUUAGAUUGGGCAGCAGGCAGAGAUCGAGCUUCGACUUCGGCUUUGCCCAUCAGCAUUGGUGGUACGCCUUUAUCACGCAGCGUCAGUGCUCGGCAGUUGAGCUUGCAGAGGAUGCCUAGCGAGUCUACUCCUCCUCGCAAGCAACAACAACAACAACAACAACAACAACAACAACAACAGCUCGGUCGCAGUGCUCCCACAAACGGAGAGAAGAAGAGCAAGGCUGCUACCGGAAGACGCUCGUUAUCAGCCACAGACCUCACUCGACGUCUACAUGAAGCCAAAAGAAAGGACGAUGCAGUCAAACCCACCACUACCGGUGGUCGAAAGCGUCCAGCCUCUGCUAUACAGGUCACUGACGAGAACCGACCUCCGCCUUCCUCUGCUGCUGCAAAGAAGAUCGCUACCGCCGCUCCAGCUCCCAAACGCAGAAAAGCACAGCUGGAAGACGUUGCAACCUCGUUCAGCGUUCCUGAAACUCGGCCCGCAUCUUUCGGCAGUGGGAUGCCAACCCCCAUGCUUUCCUCUCGUCCAUUCACUCACCAUUCCUCCUUCCUUUCCUCCACAACUCGUCCUAUGGGUCCAACAAUGAUCGUUCCCUCCACCCCUUCCUCCAACACCCCUGCUUUCACCAUCCCACUGAGCACCCGAUCCGAUCGAUUCCGAGCAAUCGGAACGUCGCCCGCCACCACCAUAACCCUCGGCCGAUCCAUCUCAGCCAACUACCCCCGUCAUCCCUCCCUCCCUUCUCGCCAAACAAACCGUCCUUGGGAAUCCUCCCACACUCGCACUUACUCUGGUGAAGAAAGUUGGACUCCCCGUUCCACCCAUCCCCUUGGUAGCGGAAUGGAAUCCCUCUCUCAACCCUUACCUUCUCUCACCGCAUCCACUCCCUCUAGAGUGCUCGGGGAUAGGAGCAACUUUGGUUCUUGCACCCCACUCAUCUCUCGUGAAACCGGGGAAAGGUUCGGACAUGAUGAUUCAGGGUUCUUCGAGGCGUUCAGUGACGACGACGACGAGAAUAGGAGAGGAGAGAUGUUGGUGAAAGGCAAGAAAGUCGUUUCGCCGAGAAAAGCGAGUUUGAGAUCGAUGGCAAGACCAGUUGCGGAGGGGGACGAUCAUCAAGCAGCAGAAUUGCUUUUGGGUUUGGGUAAAACUGUUGAUUCUAGAGACAGCUCGAGUAGUCAGUAA